AGCGUCCACGGCACCUGAGCGCAGCUGCACUGGCCAAUAGGAUGGAGAAGCUGCAGGAGCUGGACCAAUCAGAGCUGCAGGAGCUGCUGGACACCCCGCAGAGGGUGGAGUCGAUGGCCCAGGAGUCUGACGAGAUCCAGAACAUCCAGCUGGAGAGAGAGAUGGCGCUGGCGUCCAACCGCAGCCUGGCCGAGCAGAACCUGGACGUGAAGCCGCGCCUGGAGUCCCUGAAGGAGGUGUUGGUGACCAAGUACUCUCAGCUGGAGGCCUGCAGAGAAACCUACAGACAGCACUGCUCCCUCAGAGAUGGUAUGGUGGGUCAGGUGUCUCCUGAGGCCUUGUUCUUCAGACUACAGACGGAGAGCAGUAAGACGGAGGCAGAGUCCGAGGAUCUGGCCGACGAGUUUCUGGACGGAUCGCUACCAUUGGACUCGUUCCUGGACCGGUUCCUGUAUCUGCGCUCGCUGGCUCAUAAACGACGCGUGCGGCUGGAGAAGCUGCAGGAACUGCUGCGACAGCGGAGCGAGGGCAGCCCCCCCGCCAUGACAUCAUCAGCAGGCGCCAGCCAGAACCCCGCCCCCUCCCCCGCGCUCUGGAGCCAGCCCACGGCGACCACGGCCUCGGACCAGCACCAGUCCGGCUCCAAGCCUCCCCCCUGCAGCUACCAGAACGCCUCAUCGUCCGCCGCGGGCCCCUCGGGGCUGCCCUACAGCGCCUACCCCGCCCCCCCUCCCAACCCCGCUCCCCCAGGGGCGGCGGCGGCGGCCUCCGCUCCAAACAACCCGCCUCCUCACUUUCCCCCGUACUCUGGUUCCGGUUCCCCCUUCAGCCCGGCGGGAGGCUACUCCGGCCCCAUGCCGGCGUUCGGGCCCCCGGCCGCCGCCGGCCCCUGCCCUUACCCCGCCCAGCCCUCCUUCCCCACCCCCCACCCCGGCUCAGCGUUCGGCCAGUACACGCCCAGCCACCCCCACAGCGGGCCCGCGCCCUACCCGGCCUCCUACAGCUACGGGGGCUACAGCUACCAGGCCGGGGCCCCCUACUCCGGCUCCCAGUCCCCCACGGGGAGGGCCAUCCACAGACCCGGGUACGGCCUCCCCCAGCCCUACUCCUGAAGGCUCUGGUGCCGGGAACACCCGCUUCCUCACAAUUCUUCCUCUCGUCGCCCCGUUCCUCCUCCUGCUUCACCCAACUCUGUUGCACUAUUUCUGUCUGCACAUCCGCCCUCAGUUUGACCCCCCCCCUAAACA
Molecule: messenger RNA, 1247 nt
Organism: Cololabis saira (Pacific saury)
Lineage: Eukaryota; Metazoa; Chordata; Actinopteri; Beloniformes; Belonidae
Gene: vps37c
Product: VPS37C subunit of ESCRT-I
Biological process (GO): ubiquitin-dependent protein catabolic process via the multivesicular body sorting pathway; protein targeting to membrane; protein targeting to vacuole
Cellular component (GO): ESCRT I complex
Source: RefSeq, a predicted model, not a curated record